Dimorphilus gyrociliatus is the source of this 1018-nucleotide messenger RNA. NCBI's taxonomy places the organism in Eukaryota, Metazoa, Annelida, Polychaeta, Dinophilidae. The record is from the annotation of a GenBank genome assembly.
AUCUCUUUUCAACAAACUCUAUUUGAUUGAAUCUGAACAGUGGGAACUUAAAAGCGCAAAAUAAAAUCUGUUUUAGGUGAUGUUUUAUAUGAUAAAACGAUUCAAAAGAUCUUUACUAAGAUGUUAGAAAAAGAUGGCGAAAAGAUAAAGUCUCAGUGUAAGAAAUUGGGACGAUGGGGUGCUUUUUGCCUACAGAGAUGCGGGGAUUGUCUUAAAAAUAAUUGCGAUCCUUUAGAUGGAACUUGUUUGCAAGGAUGUAGAUCAAACGGUUAUGUGUACGGUAUCAGAUGCACUAAUGAAGGAGGAAGUAUGCUACCAUCAGAGACGGAAGCUAAACAUCUGUAUGAUCUUGAACAAUUUUGGUAUAAGAUGAGGAGUGGUUUUGUAAAAAAUUGGGCGGCUACUUGUAGUGGAUUACAAAAGUGGGGAAUGUUUUGUUUGUUUAAAUGUCCAAUCAAUUGUCUUCUUGGUUGCGAACUUGAUACUGGAAAUUGUAGGAGAAGAGUUUGUCGAAUAGGUUACACAGGAUCGAGAUGUGAAGAGACUACAGAAGGUCUACAAUAUCAGAAAGCCUUUGCAGUUGAAUCAGCCUCGAAUGAUAAAUAUGACGUACCGGUUUUUACACUGAUCUUUGUUAUUUUAUCAGGAUUCGGCAUAAUAUCUCUAUGUUUUGUGGUACAAAAGAGCCACAAAACAAAAAAAAAGCAAGAAAAAGAAAAUGGCAAAAAACAGAAAACAUCAAAGUGUCAUAGGAAAAAACAAUCUUCUAUCUGUGUAGAGAACCAAGAAAAGAAUAAUCAAUUAUCAAAUAUAAAGAUAGAAAGUGAUCAAUUGAGACAAACUCCUUAUAACACACUUGUCAACCCUGUUAGUAUCUCUAGACCAGCAGCUCAGACUACAACAACAAAUAUCAACCAAAUGAUGAAAGAGCUUAGAGAAGGUAAAUCUAUUGAUCAUGAAAGUGAAAUUAAUCUGUAGAAUAGACUUUGUAGAAAUAAUGAAAUCCUCUUUAAUAAAA